UGUAAAAAGAGGAAGAGCCAGUUAAAACGCGCUUGAACUUUCAUGAGUUGGGUACAGCUUUCUUACUGUAACAGAGUAAUAUCGUUAUUGUGACAAUGGAGAGGAGCUCAGGGACAGUGUCCGCCAUUAAAGCUUUAGGGUACCCGGGCAGCUCCUGCCUCUCCAGGUGUAACUGUGACGAGCUUCCCUGUCCGCUGCUCACCUGGCUGACUGAAGAGCUGAGGACUGUGUGUCCAGAGCUACAAGACUCAGACAUGACAGGUCACAUCUUGCUGGUGGGAGAGCUGAGAAAUGUACUGUCAAACAUGUGUUCUCCGCUCACUGUGCUGACCUCAGAGGUGCUGGAGCCAUCCAGCCUCAACAAAGUCACUGAGUUCCUUGUAUCAGAACUGCAAGCAGCUCGUAUAAUGAAGCAUAAAGAGACGCAUCCUGACGAGAAGACAACAGGAGAGGAGUCUGAAAAAGAGCAGCGAGUUGAAUAUCACAGCACUGAGCUUUGUCAGGAGUGUGAAAAUGAUGAUGACAAAGACAGAAGGAAGGCAGAGAUGCAGGCAGAGUGGACCUUACUGCUGCACGCCCUUGACAUGGAUUCCUCCGCUGAAUUUACAGAUGUGUUGAAAGAGGUGGAGUCGAGGCUCGCUCGUCUGCCAUCUGGAGACAUGACGAACCCGCUUCUUAACAAGAGCCUCAGCUCAGAGCAGUGGAUGAAAGUUAAAAAGAUCAAUCAACUUCUGACAGAGGACUAUCGGUGUCGGCGGGAAAUGAUGAUCAAGCGCUUCCAGGUUACACUUCAGUCGUUUGCAUGGGGAGAAAAACAAAAGGAGCGCAAUGAGGCGCUGGCCUCAGUGCCUCCUCUGUCAUCCCUCGCCAGCUCCUCCCGAGUCUCCCUGUCUCUUCUGAUCGCCGCCAGAGAGGAUCAGUCCUUCAUUGAGCCAAUCAAAGCUGGGGAAAGAACCCCCGUCUACAAGACGUUGAUGGGCAGCGUACCGGACAGAGGAGGGCGACCAGGGGAAAUUGAGCCACCUAUGCCAAGGUGGGAAGAUCGCAGAUCAAAAGGAAACAGAUCAGGACGAGGAGGCGGACACAACCAGCAGCGACGCAGAUUUUCAGAUAAAAAGAAGAAAGGGAAAAAAGAGUGAUGUUUUUCUCCCACUGCUUUAUCAGAGAAAUAAGUGAUCAUUUUUCUUUAUUUAAAUCCGUUUUAUGAAAUCAAAUAUGGCCGUUGAAUGCAACAUGUGAUCUAAUUUUAUAGUUCUAAAGAUGUGCAUAAUUCUCAGUUAUAGUACAUACUCAUACCUGAGUGUACUUUUCUAGAAAAGCUUAUGAUUGCUAUAAAGCACUGGUAUAUGACCGGAUAUUUUUGUAAUAUUUCUGUUGAGAAAAAUACUUUUUUUUUUAUAUAUAUAUAUAUGUUGGCUUUGCACAUUUAUAUAUAGCUAAAGAAUAAACCUAUUAAACACAGAAAUGUAUUGUUAUUUUGUAUAAUCUAAUGUACAAUGUUGCUUUUACGCUUAAGACAACCUAGAAAUACCUGUUUAAUUACCAACCACCGUUUAAUGUGACGCUCUUUCAGCCUCCCUGCUUCAGGAAGAUUGGGGCACUAAUUGGUGUGCAUAUUUUGUGUCUGAAAGAAAGCCUGAUCAGUGCUGGUGCUUCCUUUAGGUGCAUCAGUUUAUACAGGGAUACAUCUGUACUCUUAUUUCUAAUGCGUGUGUUUAGUGUUGCUUCUGCAACUUGAGGUCAUCCAGGUUCAUUCACCUGGUUCUCUCGCAUCUGCUGUCUCUCCUUCUCUGUCAUCUCGUCUCGCGCUUGUUUCUCCUCCAGAUGUUGCCACUGGAAUAUAACAACACAUACAUUUUGACUACAAUAAAGCCCUUUGUCUUUAAGCUUGAUAAUAAAAGGGUUCUUUUAAGGGAUGUCAGUGGUUUGAGUGGGUCAAAAGAAAUAAAAGCAAAAGUUUUUGUAUCCCGA
Messenger RNA from Epinephelus lanceolatus (giant grouper), 1971 nucleotides. RefSeq names its product protein FAM98A. The record is from RefSeq and is a predicted model, not a curated record. NCBI's taxonomy places the organism in Eukaryota, Metazoa, Chordata, Actinopteri, Perciformes, Serranidae. Gene Ontology annotation, cellular component: tRNA-splicing ligase complex.